AGAGAGAGAGAGAGAGAGAGAGAGAGAGAAGAUGGAGCCCGUGUCUUUGGACCAGUCGGCUACUGUGGAUGAGCUGGUAACAGCCUGUAUUCAAGCAUUCGACGAUAAAGGUGGACUAAAAGACCCCUCCAUGGUGCGAAUGUUCCUGAUGAUGCAUCCCUGGUACCUCUCCUCUAUUGAGCUGGCAAAGAAACUCCUACAGAAAUCACAGGAGGAGACCUGUACAGAAGAGCUUCGAACACGAAUCUGCCACCUAGUGAAGUACUGGAUAGCGGAGUUUCCUGCGGAGUUUAAUCUGAACCCAGAGCUGUCUGAGCAGAUUAAGGGUCUGAAAGAGCUGCUCAGCACUGAAGGAAACGAGCGUCAGAGUCAACUCAUCGACGUGGAGAGUGUGCCAUCGUUUAAGUGGAAGCGUCAGGUCACCCAGAGGGUUCCGUCGACGUCCAAGAAAAGGAAAAUGUCUCUUCUGUUUGAUCACCUGGACCCCAACGAACUGGCUGAGCAUCUCACCUACCUGGAGUACAAGUCUUUCUGCAAGAUACUGUUCCAGGACUACCACAGCUUUGUAAUGCAUGGCUGUACGGUGGACAACCCCAUUCUGGAAAGGUUUAUCACUCUCUUCAAUAGCGUCUCCCAGUGGAUCCAGUUAAUGGUCCUGAGCAAACCCACAGCUCCCCAGCGCGCCGCCGUCGUCUCCCACUUCAUACACGUAGCGCAGAAACUGUUACAGCUGCAGAAUUUUAAUACUCUAAUGGCUGUAGUGGGAGGACUCAGUAACAGCUCCAUAUCCAGACUCAAAGACACACAGUCACACAUUAGCAACGAGUCUAAUAAGAUCUUUAACAGCCUGGUUGAGCUGAUCACCUCCUGUGGGAACUACAGUCAGUAUCGACGUCGGUUCUCAGAAUGCUCUGGGUUUCGGUUCCCGAUCCUGGGGGUCCACCUGAAGGACCUGAUCGCGGUGCACGUGGCUCUGCCGGACUGGGCCGACCCGGAGAAGACCCGGGUGAACCUGACUAAGAUGCAGCAGCUGUACGCCAUUCUGCAGGAGCUCACCCAGAUCCAGAACACACCCCCCAACAUCGACGCCAACACGGACCUCCUCAACCUGCUCACGGUGUCGCUGGAUCAGUAUCACACAGAAGAGGAGCUUUAUCAGCUGUCCUUACAGAGAGAACCACGAAGCUCUAAACCAGCAAACUCAAACCCCAGCCCAAGUCCAGCACCCAAGCAGCCGUCAAUGAUUGAUGAAUGGGCCACUUCCGUCAAACCCAAAGCCGACCCCGCCUUAAUCAACAAACACAUCGAGAAGAUGGUGGAGUCGGUGUUUAAGAACUUUGACACGGACGGGGACGGGUACAUAUCCCGUGAGGAGUUUGGUAUUAUCCAGAAUAAUUUCCCCUAUCUCAGCAAGUUUGGAGAACUGGACACCAACCAGGAUGGAAAGAUCAGCCGUGAGGAGAUGAUUGAGUACUUUACGCAGGCCAGUUCUCUGCUCAACUGUAAAAUGGGUUUUAUUCACACCUUCGUUGAGGCCACCUAUAUGAAGCCCACUUUCUGCGAGCACUGUGCCGGCUUUAUAUGGGGUUUCUAUAAACAAGGCUACAAGUGUAAAGCAUGUGGUGUUAACUGCCAUAAGGCCUGUCGUAACCGUUUGGCGGUGGAAUGUCGUAAACGGACCAAAAGCAUCAGUCACGAGGCUCCGCCCACCCUGCAGGCCAGAUCAUUUAGCUUUCCUCCUCCAUCAAGUCCACCUAAUUUACAGGACUCAGUCAUAGUGGAGGAAGACAUCGAGUCCUUGGAGGAAGGGGUCUUUGAUGUCCAUUUAUAAUCAGAGACAUGACAAACCGGCUCUGUCACAACAACAACACCACCACCACCACCAACACCACCAACAACAAAAUGAAGUGUCA
Molecule: messenger RNA, 1913 nt
Organism: Chanos chanos (milkfish)
Lineage: Eukaryota; Metazoa; Chordata; Actinopteri; Gonorynchiformes; Chanidae
Product: RAS guanyl-releasing protein 2-like
Exons: 16
Coding region: 32-1831 (599 amino acids)
Biological process (GO): Ras protein signal transduction
Cellular component (GO): plasma membrane
Molecular function (GO): guanyl-nucleotide exchange factor activity; calcium ion binding
Source: RefSeq, a predicted model, not a curated record